GGGCGCGCGUCGUCGCAUUCAAACCGAACCCACGUGACGCGGCCACCAACUGCCGCCCCCUCCCCUCCCGCCCCGCGAUUGACGGCACAUGAGCGCCGGGCCCAGCCGCCACAGGACCGUCACCUCGCCGCCGGCUCUCCCGCUCGCUUUCAAAACUACAUGCCCUGAGAGAGAGAGUGAGGGGAGAAAGCAGCACCGUUCUGACUAGAGAGGACUUUGGUGGGUUGUUUUAACUUGUGUUUACAUCCGAGGGAGCCCGAUGCGCGGACGGACGGCCGGCUGUGAAGGAUGGAUGAGCGGACGGUGGGUGCUCGCAGGGGGUCAAAAUUUGAUGAGAUCACCAAGGACAUUGAUUUGGCAGGAGAACAUUACCAAUUAGAAAUGUAUGAGAACAAUGAAGUGAAUUCAAAAAAUCUAAAUAAUGCUACACCUUUGAAUGGAAAUGUAUGUGAUGUUAACCUGAUGAAAACAUUUAUUACAGCUUUAAGUGAAUCUGACAGGUUUGAGGACCAGGAUUUUGAAAACUUGACUUUAGGAUCUGCCAAAUAUGUAGCAGAACAGGAUUUUAUAUUGCAAGUGCCUCACCCUAAGGAAAGAAGAGCAAGGAGGAAUGUACCUGGUAAAAGGAAAUCACGAGCUGGUACUUUACGUGAAAUAAAAUUAUCAUCAGUUGAAAACCUAGAUCAAACAACAGAGCAGCUCUCUCCUAAACAUCCAUUAGUUACAAAUAAUAGGCACAGUCCUGUGCAAACUUUAAAUGAAAGGAAAAUGUUGGAAUUCACCAAACUAGUGAACUCUCAGCUUGGAGUACAAUUGUCUGCCUAUCAAGAAGAAACCUGUGAAACUGCCAAUGUGGAUGUGCCAGUUAUAACACCCACAGAAUUGGACUUGCCUUCUGAAGACAGAACACCUUCUGAAGACAGAACACCACCUAAUUUUCCUUGUAAAUCUGCUACUUGGGAAACUGAAGUUCAAGCAAUUGGUGGAGAUGGUGAGACCUGGACUUCCUUUCCAGCAACACCUGGUGACUAUGAUACUAUCAGCGAGAUUGAUUCUGAAAAUACUGCAUAUCGACAUCAUGACUGCUUAGUGAAUGUGGACAAGGAGCAAUCCAAAUCCUGUGCUACAAAAACACCACCCCCUUCACUGGAUAUUUCAAUGAAUGCUGCAAAUCAGUGGAAAAUGACAGCAGAACCGUUUAGCCUGAAUUCAGCAGGAAUACUCUCUGAAGGGAGAAAAAUAUGCUCACGGAGAGUGUCUUCUGUUGGAGCCAGAGGAUCCCCAGAGACCAAUAGUCUUAUUUGCUAUAUUGCCAAACAGAAGAUGCAGGAAUCUCAGAGAGUUUCAAUGAUGAAAAGUAAGAUGGCAGCAUUCAUGGGCACAUUUCAGGAUGACAAUAAUAGUUCUGCUCCAGAACUGCCACAUCUCUCUGGUAUAUGGCAAAUAGAUUCUACUCCUACAGAGGAGCAAGACUGCAUUCUGUCUACAAGCUGCAGGAAACCGACACAAAAGAAAAAGGUGACUUUUGGCGGAGAGCUGACGCCUGAGCUGUUUGAUAAGAGGUUACCAUCCAAUACACCUCUACGCAGAGGGGAAAUGCCAGUACAUCCGCAGAUCACUUUCAGUGAUAGUCCUCCCUCUGCUCUAAAACAAAGGGCAACAACCAAAACGGGUCUGGAAGAGAAAAAGAGCCCUUCCGAUGAUGUCACUUGCAAUGGAAGCAGCCCUGUGAAGGACCACAGUGACAGGACAUCAAGUAAACUGCAAACAAUAUUGGAAGAUGACCUGGGAAUUAGUCCUGCUGGAACACAGAAUGUUGAAGAAGACAGAUGUUACCCAAUAUCUAUCAACUUUGAAAUUGAAUCUCCGUUGUCAGAAUGUAAAUUUGGACCAGAUAAUCGGAAGUGUCAUAAUAAAAAUGAUGACUAUCCGUGUAAGGUUUUGGAAGUGAAAAUUGAAGAACUGACUGAAACUCUUCCAUUUCCAAUCAGUUCCUCUGGGCAUCCGAGGAAGAGGAAAAAUGCUAAGAAGUGCACUGCUACAGUUCGCAGAAGUCUGACCAAAAAGAAACCAGAUUCUAAGAAGCCGUUAGAAAUACAACCAGACAUUGACAAAAAUAUUCCUGCAAUUAUUAUGUUGGAAUCUACUGAAUUAGAAGCAGAAUCAAUGGUCGAAUCUGAUAUGAACCACCUGCCCUCAACUGAAAUGUCAAAAACAGGUGAUGUAUACCUCAGUCAAAAAAAACCUGAUUACUCCAGCAAUGGUGGGGUGCAAACUAAUUUUAAUAGACACCCUUUCCCCAACAUUGAGAAUCUGUCUGAACAGAGAGAUGAAAUAGAAGACAAAAAUGUAUGCUACGAAGCUCUUCAUGCAGAUGUAAUUUUGAACCCAACCACAAAAUCACAGAAAACUAGAAAAGGGGACCAUGAGUCCACGAAAGAAGAACCCCGCAGGUCUAGUAGGAUCAAGAGCAAUGUGAAGAAUAUUUCAAAGAACUCUACAGCAACUAAAGGAAAGUGUAAACAAAAGUUCAAGAAGAGCCUUUAUGGAAAACGUGAAUAUGCUUCAAAGAAGCCAUUACUGAGCCCAAUUGCAGAGGUGUUGGAUAUCUGGUCUGAAUCAACAGAUUUCUCCAAUAGUGAAGUAAUGUUGGAAUGUGAAACCCCAAAGAGAACCAGUCUGAUUCAUCUUGAGGGUAUUGAUAGAGGAAGAAGGCAUUCAAUGUCCAAGUCUGAGUCGUUAGCUAAUGGAUGGACUCCUGGUUGCAGCCUUAGGAAGUCGGUUGUGCAAAAACCACAAGGACGAAGAAGACCACGGAAGGGAACAGUGCACUGCUUUGAGAAGGAACAGAAAAUUCAAUCAGAUAUUGAAAGUGAAACUCAGAAAGGGAAUACUGGAGAUCAUCGGCUUGUGCCCAGGAGAUUAAACCAAUUUGAUUACAAUCUUAAAUGUGAUAAUAGUCAGUUACCCUCUCUAUUUGAAAAUAAGAAAGACAUGGCAUUUGAAGUAAAAUGGACUGAUAAUGUCGCCAAAGAUGUCAGAAGGGGAAAAUCUUUAAUAAAGAUUAAAAGCAAACCUUUUUCUAAACUGCCUGUUCUGAUGAAAAGCAGUCAACAAGGAAUAACAGAUACGCAAAGUCCAUCUGAAGGGCAGUGUGAAAUGGAGACGGGGCAUGAAGAAUAUUUUGAAAUAAUUAAUACUGAUGAUAACGGUUGUGCAGGUUCUUUUUUGGAAUCUGAAUCAAAUGUUCUUGAAGAUGUCAAUGAAAGACGAGAGGAAACUGAGCCAAAUGAAAUGGAGAAAUUGAUUCCUAUCGGUGCCUCUGCAUCUGAAAAGUCUCAAGAAACGAGAAGUGAAUUGGUGACGGGUGAUAUUACUGUUUUUAACGAAAAUAUUAUUUCACCACCAGAAGCUCGGGAAGAUUUUCGAAGCAGAUCCAGCCGCAGACAAAGCAAGUUAUUCCAUGCAAUAGACUUGCCAUUUGUGACUCAAUCAGAACAGGUCCUGAAGUUUAAUGGAUGUUAUGUGGUCAAUGCAGGAGAUGAAAAUGAAGAGAAAGACGAGAACCUCUCAGGAAGAAAGAAAAGAAGGAAGAGACUUUCAUGGAAGGGGAUUGCUGAACCAACUGUUCCCUAUCAAAUCGAUGAUGAGGUGGAUACAGCCAACUGUGAAUCUCUACUUUUCAAUUUUGGUGAUCAUUGUUUUCUGGAGCAGAUAAACACAAGUAUGUUGGAGGAAGUUAAUCAACCGGAAACCUGCAUUAAACAUUCAGAUGGUGCUCUUCAAAAUACAAAAUCUAAAAAGAAAGUGAGACGUAGUUCCAGGCUGUCUGGUUGCAUGAAUAGGGAAGGACUAAGAUGGAUAGAGGUAACCAGCCCUCAACAUUUGGAGAAAAGAAACCAGAGUACUACAAUGCGCAGAAGAUCAUUUGGGUUAAUUGAAUCGGAGUGCAACAUAUCAAAUCCAGAAGAUAUUGAUGGCAAAAUUGCAUCCCAGGCAAGAAUGAGAAAACUCCGUCGAAGGUCACUAUCAUGUAACAGAGAGAGGGCUUUUGAGUUGGAAGAACCUCUCCGGAAAAGUAUUGUAUUGGACUAGAAUUAUUUUCAAGAGCAACACAGAUGCCUAAAACGGAAAAAUAGUCAUUUUACUCGGCCAUUAUUUUAAAUGUGUGAAAUGUGUUUUUUAUUGUGCUCGCAUUCACUUGAUAAACACCCAGCAGUGUAGUUAUAAAUCUCUCGUGUCUGAAGCCAGUGUGCCUGUUAAUACAAAAUACCGACGGCCGUGUGCAAAAUAUUUGUUGAAUCAAUUCAAGGGGGUGAAUUUUGAAUGAUACAGAUUACCUUAAACUACUUCCACAUCUGAAUGCAGUUUCAUUUGACCAUAUCCUUUGUGACAAUCAAUAACCAACUGGAAUGUGACAAUUUCAACGUUUGUGCUGAGAAAUUAAAUAAUAUGGAAGAAAAAAAAUUCUAUUCCACAUGAGCAGUGCCACAGUGACAGUGUAAUAAAUGGAAGUUGCGUUCUUCAGGCAUGUCAGAAUCAUGUUUUGGUUUGUUUUUUUUGUCCAUUCAUUGCUGGUUGGGGCAGUUGUAUAUUUUUCCAUCUUCCCUGAAGCUACUCACUCGUGACCUCUGGUGGGCACCCAAUAUUAUCUUACUAACUAUUCCUAAUGUGCGUGACCAACUUGUGUGAUAGCUGGUUAAUUAGAGAAGGAAAAUGCUAUCCAAAUUUGUUCCUCAUUCAACCGUAAAGUGAAAUUUUAAAUUUUGGACAUAGGUUAGGAACAUGAGUCUUGGUUGACUUUUUUCCCCUUAUUGCCCCUUGCUAUAAUUGUCAUCUUUAAUCGCUAUAUUUCCAGAUCAUUUAAGAUCAACUAAUGACAAAUAAUAGGAAUUGAAUCAGAUAUGUUACGAUCUAUAUAGCUGAGUGUUAUAUAAAGCCUUGACUUUGGGCACAUGGCCAUCGGGGAGCUGUUACUUUGAAUGAACCAUCUAAUGUUAUUGUCCAAUUUAUUUUUGAAUCAAAUACAAUUCUUUGGCUCUCUUUACGGAAUUGAAAAAUAUGAGAGAAUUAUGUGUAAUAACAAGACUAUCUUGACAACAAUUAAAAGAAGAUGUCUCAAAAUAGGAAAACUGGAAGUGAUAGCCAGUUUGGUUAUUUAGAAGAGCUUUUUACAUAUUCUUUGCUGGUGAAAUAUGUAACAGGUGCUACGUUUCAAUGCUGGCAGAUCUAUAACUAUAUAAUUGAAUUCUAAAAAUAUUGACAUACAACAGUUUUAUGAAGUAUUUUCAGUUGCAGAAUGUGAUAUAAUUUUUGCUCGUUUUUGUGCGAACCACUUUUGCCUGCUCUUGUCAUUUAAAGAAAAAUCAGUUAUUGGGGUAAUUCAAAUAAAUAUGCAUAAAUGUUGA
Messenger RNA from Amblyraja radiata (thorny skate), 5408 nucleotides. RefSeq names its product cell division cycle associated 2 (gene cdca2). The record is from RefSeq and is a predicted model, not a curated record. The coding region runs from base 289 to 4095 and encodes 1268 amino acids. Gene Ontology annotation, biological process: regulation of mitotic nuclear division; regulation of chromosome segregation. Gene Ontology annotation, cellular component: chromosome; nucleus. NCBI's taxonomy places the organism in Eukaryota, Metazoa, Chordata, Chondrichthyes, Rajiformes, Rajidae. The transcript is spliced from 14 exons.